Molecule: messenger RNA, 598 nt
Organism: Dioscorea cayenensis subsp. rotundata (Guinea yam)
Lineage: Eukaryota; Viridiplantae; Streptophyta; Magnoliopsida; Dioscoreales; Dioscoreaceae
Exons: 2
Coding region: 59-439 (126 amino acids)
Source: RefSeq, a predicted model, not a curated record
AUUAAUCCAUACCUCUCCCUGUUCCUUAAGAGCUCAAUCAAGAUCAUAAAGAGCAAGCAUGGCCAUAACCAAAACACCAUCCUCCAUGACCACACCAUUGUUAAUGGUGUUUGCUUUCAUCCUCAUCACCAUCAUGUACUCCAUCCAAAGAGCUUCAUCUUGUGAUGAGCAAAGUUAUUAUCCAUCAGCUUGUGAUGAGGUGACUUCUUAUCUUAAGCCUUGCAUUUUGCUCGAUGAAAAAUCCGAUGCCGGCUCAUCGCCGGAGUGUUGCGAAGGUGUUGAAGGGAUACUAGAGUACAAUUAUUACAACACCUUGGCUCUCAGAGAAAUAUGUGCAUGCAUUCAACAAGAUACUGAUCUUUAUGCCGUCCUUGAUAAGCUCCCUGAAGCAUGUGAUAAUUCGUUCGAUUUAUCCUAUAUCUGUAGCAGAUUUGGCUGAGCUACGUAGAAGGCUGCAUGGUGAAGUACGUGUGUCUGUGUUUGUGUUGAAUAAUGAAAGCUGGCUUAUCAGUAAUCUCUCUUGUUUGUCCUUCAUAAGUAUUGUUGUUUUCUAUUGUCUUGCUUUUGGUGAAAUCUACACAAUAUGUAUUGUAGAUUU